AUGGCUUCAACCCUUCUCUCGGGCCGUGUUCUGAUUUCGCCCAGUCAUCUGCACCUGCACGUUCUGUCGGAUGACUUGUGCUCUGAUCGCAUGAAGCACAAGAAACAUUACAACUCUUUCCACCCGAAGCUUGGGUUCUUCCUGUCCUUAGACGAGGUUCUCUCUUGGUUUGACGCAGAACCUUCCUACUUUAACUCUAUGAGUCAACUUGAGCCGAAACGGCACUAUGAGCCCAUGCUCAAAGAAGAUCUCGUAUGCUGGCGAUGCGAUUCGGUGAUGAAAAAUAUGCCUACACUGAAGGCCCACCUGCAGAAGGAGUUCGAAGACCUUCGCGCCAGGGAGCAAGCAAGGAUGGAACGGAAACGGAAACGAGCGAUAGAGGACUCUGAAGCAAAGCGGGAAACUUGAAAGGCAUACUGGUACAGGUGCUAAUAUGACGAUCUUCAGUCAUGCUCAUCCACCGAACGGACGACGAUCGAUGCU
This is a messenger RNA of Mycena citricolor, 483 nucleotides long. Lineage: Eukaryota; Fungi; Basidiomycota; Agaricomycetes; Agaricales; Mycenaceae. The record is from the annotation of a GenBank genome assembly.